Ceutorhynchus assimilis (cabbage seed weevil) is the source of this 3852-nucleotide messenger RNA. The record is from the annotation of a GenBank genome assembly. NCBI's taxonomy places the organism in Eukaryota, Metazoa, Arthropoda, Insecta, Coleoptera, Curculionidae.
AAAGACUGUACAUCAUUUGACAAUAUUGGCUAAUGAUCCAUGGACCAACGAGGCCGAAGACACCAGAAAUAUCGCUGGAUGGCCUUUAUUGGUAGCUGUUAUAGACGAACAAGAUACUCCGCCGGUCUUUACUAUUGCACCACCUACAACAACGUUGAGUUCGACUUUAAAACCUGGAGACAUAAUUUUACGAGUGCACGCAGAAGAUGGUGAUAGAGGGCAGCCGCGACCUAUUAGAUAUUCAUUGGAUCAAGAUGAUAGUGCUAGUGGGUUUUUCCAAAUUUCAGAAAAGACAGGAGAACUGAUUCUUGCAACUCCCAUAUCACAAAUACUAUCAUUCCCACUACAAGGACAGCCAAUCCUCAUUAAAGUUACCGCAGAAGAAGUACGAUCGAGUUCAGAAGAAGCGCCUUCGCAAUCUACAACUGUCCAGUUAGCUUUAAUUCCUCCAGGUAUUACUUUGGGUUCUCCCACCUUUGGAGCCAUCGAAUACCAUGCCUUGCUUGAUGAAAAUUCACCAGUUGGUACUAUGCUGGAUAUACCACAAGCUGAAAUAACCACUGAACCUGGUGACGUUGUGACUCUAGAAUUAGUCAACAGCAAUGGAACAUUUGAUAUAGCGCCAAGUGUUGUAGAAGGGUUUUCCAAAUUUAGAAUAAGCGUUCACGACAAUCGGCUUUUGGACUAUGAGGUAAGACAUUACGUAGAAUGCUAUAUUGUUGCAAAAGAGCUGGGAAAAGGCAACUAUACAGCAAGAGCUAAACUUACUGUGGUAUUAAAUGACGUGAAUGAUAAUCCUCCGCAAUUUGUGAAAGCAGAGUUCGAAGGAAAAGUACCUGAAGGUGCAGCUAUUGGAACGACUGUUUUGAAUGUGGAAGCUACAGACGUUGAUAGAGAACCAGGAAGUAAAAUCAGUUAUAUUGCAUUAACUGGGCCAGGCAGUGACCUCUUUAAUCUAGAUCGUGAAACAGGUGUAAUAACAGUAGUUAACUCAGAAAACUUAGACGCAGAAACUUACCCAAAAAUCUCGUUGGAAGUCAAAGCAGCAGACGAAAACGGCAAAGGCCUUUCAGCAACUUCAAAAGUGAUUAUAACUGUUUUAGACAUCAACGACAAUGCUCCACAAUUCGAAAAAGAAAUUUAUGAAUUUAUUUUGAACACAGAUCGUACUUCAUUCACUACUCAAGCUUUUGUAAAGGCUUUUGACAAUGAUAUUUCCAUGCCCAAUAAUGAAGUUAGAUAUCAGUUUUUAACUCCCAGUGAUGAUUUGUUUAUAAAUGAAAAAACUGGUGAAAUUUUAGUUAAAAAAAUGUGGGACCAUGAUGAACUUGUGACGUUAAGAGUAGGAGCUUAUGAUGAAGGAGUACCAAGAUUAAAUACAGAUGCAGAGGUCCGGAUUUAUCCUCCAGAAAAGUCUAGAAAAAUGAUCUUCAUAGUGCCAGGAAAAUUUCCAGACAAACGUAACACUGAGCACACUCUAAGCACUGUUACUGGUGGUCGGGUCGUUAUAGACGAGGUAAGGCCCUAUACCGGAUUCGAACCCGGUGCCACUUAUGUAACCAGAGAUCAAAAUGGAGACAAAAGUGUUGUGGUAGCAACAGUACACUACGUCAAAGAUUCGGUGGUAGACGUCAACCGAAUACAGCAACUUUUAGAUGAUCAAAAUCAACAAAAAGUCACCAAUCAAAAUCAAGAAACAAUAAUAAAGGAGAGAGAAGAAACCAAAAUUCAACAAAGCUCUAGCGGGGAUCUUUUAUGGCUAUUGAUACUAUUUAUUGUGCUUGCGAUAUUGGCCGCCAUUAUUUUGAUUUUGUGUUGUAUCUGCAGACCGUGUCCACUUUAUAUACCGCCUAAACGGAGAAAAGUUAAUAGUGCGGAUAUUGUGGAGAAAUUGGUUGUCAAAGGUUCUGGUCAAGGAAGAGAAAGCAAAUCGGUACAAGUAGCUGAAUGGUUCGGCAGAAAAGAAGCUUGGAGCGCUGAAAAGGAACCAGUAGCUGCUAUGAUGGACGCUGAAGCUGAAUCAUUGAGAAGACACGAAAUGGAAAGAGGAUCUGACAGAGGAGGUAUCAGACAACCUGUAUUUAGGCAGCCACUACAACAAAGUCAAAGCAUGCAACACUUGAGCAAUUACCAACAAGACUCUGCCAGGGAACAGUUUUACAUCAGAGAAGGCAAUGCUGAUAUUUUAAGAUUGAUAACAAGGGCUGGAGGAGAACCCCAAAGAAAUAGUACAACAUUUGUGGACCAGCACCAGCAACAUUAUUUGGUGGAUAGUGGUAAAGAUAUACUGAUGAGGAGGUUUAUUGAUCAGCAACAAGCUGAAGCAUCAAGAAGUCAAGUUCUCUUGCCAAAUGCAGUAAAUAAACUUCAAUCAGAGCACGAAUUUCUUGAAGCAUCCCUAAGGCAGCAAAACGCUCUCCUGCGUCAAUUGAUUCUCGAAAGAGAAAGAGAUUUGAGAUUGGAAACUCAAUCGUUACCAGCAGGUACUCAAACUGAUCAAGAUAUUGGUACCCAAACAGAACCACAAUAUCUUAGGCCGCCACGCAGAAAGGUGCAGUCAGAUUUGGAUGUUAGUGACGAUGGGUCUGAUGAAGAAAUAGCCAUUAUUAGGGCAAGGGCGAAACGAAGACAUCGUGUUAUGAAACCAAGAAAAAUUAAAACUCCCAUACAAGAGGAAAGUGAAGAUGAAUAUAGAGAAAAAUUCGAAAAACCUUACAAACAAAAAAGUGUUGAUCAAAGUGUGGAAGCUAAACAAAAAACGAAAAGUACUCACACCAGCUCUAGCGAACAUCAUCAAAGAAGUGAUACUGGAUCCACUAGAAGAUCUAGAUCGAAGUCAACUCAAAGAUCACGAUCAAAAUCAUCAAGGAAUGGUUUAAAAAAAGAAGUAUUGAGAGAAAUAUCAGCCUCCUUAAAUCAGAGCGAAGAAAGUGAAAAUAGUUAUGAUGAAAAGAAUCAGAAAACUUCACCAGAAGAUGUUUAUACAGAAGACAGCUUGGAUGAUACAAGCCCAAGAUCAGAAGGAAAAACAACUGAUUCAGGAAGACAUAGGCAAAGAUCGGAAUCAACAGAACCCAUUAUCAGACGUAGCCGUUCAGAAUCCUUAAAUCAAAGAUUGAGGAAAUCAGAAUCGCCUGUUUUGAGUUCAAGAAAACGCAGCUCAGAGACCAAACAAACAAAGCCACGUUUUAGAUCUGAAUCUGAUUUGAGAUCUGUGAGUGUUGCCAGUAGAAAACCUUCUGUUAGCAAACAGAAAAAAGAUUCUGAAAAAAGUCAAAGCAGUGAGAGGAAAGAGAAAGAUAAAAAAGUGGUGACAAAAAAAAGAACAUCAAGAUAUAUGGAAUGGUACAAUAAGAAAGCAAGUAGUGAAAAACAAGACCAAGACCGUAAAAAAUCUGACGGAAGUAUAGAUGGAGAAAAAGUAACCAAACCCAUACUGGAAUCGAGACUUUUCAAAGAAACUGUGGCAAGUUCGAACAAAAAAUCUGAAGCAGCCAACAAGAAGAACCCUAUUGGUCCUGACCAUCCUUUAUUACAACAUUCUGAACAUAGGUUUGAAGCGCAAUAUCCGAAAAAAAGGCCGGAAGAAGACGCCGAUAGUGGAAUAGUUCUCACCAAGCCUGAAAUGGCUCAGAAAAAAAGUGUAUUUACCAUUGCGUACAAUGAUAUACAUACUAGCCAGUUAAGACCUAAUAGUUCCAUGAAUACUCCGUAAAAACUGUUUCACAAAUUUGCUUUCUUCAAGCCAAUUUUGAGUUAAAUUUUUCAAAACUUUCUCUAUACCUAGAUAUUGAAUAAUUUGAAUUGUACCUAAUUGUACAAAAUAGUGCAUAGUUUAGAUUAUAGUCUCUG